Messenger RNA from Cryptosporidium ubiquitum, 2481 nucleotides. RefSeq names its product cullin 1. Lineage: Eukaryota; Apicomplexa; Conoidasida; Eucoccidiorida; Cryptosporidiidae. Gene Ontology annotation, molecular function: ubiquitin protein ligase binding. The transcript has a single exon. Gene Ontology annotation, cellular component: cullin-RING ubiquitin ligase complex. Gene Ontology annotation, biological process: ubiquitin-dependent protein catabolic process; protein ubiquitination. The record is from RefSeq and is a predicted model, not a curated record. The coding region runs from base 1 to 2481 and encodes 826 amino acids.
AUGUCGGCAUCAUUCUGCAGCAAAUACGCAGAUUCAGAUAAUAACAUUGGACUUGAGGAGGGAUGGACUCAAAUUAAAAAAGAGGCUAUUGAACCUCUGGAGAUAUUUUUACUAAAUAGGACUCAGAUUAAUGAAAAGGCAAAGAAUUUAUUUACUGCGCAAGAGUACUCAAGAAUUUAUACUUUAAUUUACAAUAUGUGCACCCAAAGCCCUAGAAACUGGAGUAGGCAGUUAUUUACCAAGUAUUCUGAAACUAUCGAAAAUUUCCUGAGAGAAAAUGUUAUGAAGACAUUAAAAGCAUCUAAAGGACCUAAAUUACUGUUUGAGUUCCGGCUUGCAUGGAGUAAUCACUUGAUCUAUACUCACUGGAUGGAGCGUUUUUUUGGAUACUUGAAUAAAUAUCAUGUUAAGAUUGCUGGGGAGGGGAGCCUAAUGUUAAAAGGAAUAACCAUAUUUUAUGAAACUGUAUAUUUGGAACUUAAAGAAAGUAUUUCAUUCUCAUUUAUUAAUUCCAUUCAAGAGUAUAGACUUGGAACUGAAGAUAUUGACAGUGAACUUUUGAAGGGGGUCGUAAAUAUAUGUUUGGAAAUGGGCGAGAAGAGCAAAAUUCCAGAAAUAUAUGAGAAUAAUAUAGAAAAGGUUGUUAUUAACCACUUAAGUUCACACUAUGGGAGUCUUGCUUCCAAAUGGGUUAGGCAUGAUAAUUUAUUGGAGUAUUUAUCUCGUGUAGAUGGAAUCAUUAACUUUGAGAAUAAGCUUUGUGAAAUGUGUUUAAUUGGUUCAACAUGGAAAAAAAUCAAGAAAUCCUUAACUCAAAUAUUGUUAGCGGAUGAAAUGGAAGUUAUACUUUCAAACUCGAACUCUAUUAAGAAUAUGUUUGUAAAUAAUGAGUUUGAGCAACUAAAAUUAUUGUUUAGACUUUUUUCUACAACUCAUCAUGGAAUACAAGCAUUAAAUAUGCAAUUUAAGAGCUACUUAACAGAAUGUGGCCAAUUGAUAGUUAAUAGGUUUUCAGAACCUAUUCAUUGGGCUGAAGAUUCUGAGAAUGAAAAUGAAGAAAACUCGGAACUAAGUCAAUCAAUGCAAAAUUUAACCACAUGUUGGCCAUGGAUUUUUGGAGAGCCAAUUACUGUUCCUUUUGUAAAUAUUACAUGUGGAAUUUUAUUCGUACAAACAAUUAUUUCUCUUUACGAUCAUUCCAGAUAUUUGUUGGAAGACUGCUUUAACAACGAUGUCGAAGUUCAAAAGACAAUUAGAGAGUCUUUUGAGGCAAUCGUUAACUUGGAAGUAGGUUGUCAGAACCAAGCAAAGCUUGUAUGUUAUUAUUGCGAUUUCUUGUUAAAAGAUAGCUACUUUGAAGGCGAUAAAGGUACUAAUGAUGGGCAUUUAAACGACAAAUUUGCCGUUUUAAGUAGCAAAUUGGUAGAUAUUUUUUCGUAUAUCCACUUUCAAGACUAUUUUCUUCAAAUUUACAAAUUUCUACUUGCAAAAAGGCUUCUUCAAUAUCACUUGUCUCUAGAAAAAAAUGAACAACACAUCAUCUCGUUACUCAAGAAUAAAUGUGGUGCUGGCUUCACAUCCAAAUUAGAAGGGAUGAUUUUGGAUAUUCAAAUGUCUCAGGACUUAAAUAUUAAAUUUAAAGAAUACCUUAGAUAUAUCAAGAAUGGGGAAAUGGAUGAUUAUGAGUUUGAAAUAAAGGACAACCAAGUUUAUGAUUUGAAUUUGCAAAUUGUCAAAACUCAAACACAAGCUAAAAUCGAUUUUACUGUUAAUGUCUUGACAUGUUCAAAUUGGCCCACGCUGGACUCUUCAGAUAUAAAUCUGCCAGUCAAUCUUAAAAACUGUAUAAAUAAUUUUGAAAAGUUUUAUUCCCUAGAAACCUCUCACAGAAAACUCUCUUGGAUAUAUUGGUAUGGACAAUGCGUUUUGGAUUAUAGGCUGCCUACACCUGAUGGAGCAAUUAAAUGCUUUGAGAUAUAUUGCAAUACGUAUCAAGCAUGCAUUUUACUCCAGUUCAAUAAUCUUAUUAGUUUAUCUUUAAUCGAGCUUCAGAAUUUACUUAAUACAGAAAAGUCGAUUAUAUUGAAACACAUAAAACCUCUAUAUUCUGAUGUUAAAAUUUUGAAAAUUGUUAAUGAAGUUCAGACUUCUUCUGAUGACCUUUUGUUCGAGUUAAAUUUGGAAUUCGUCUCAAACGAUAAUAUAUCCCCUAUAAUGGUAAAAUUGCCACAUCAAACAGAAAAAACUCAAAAGAACCGUACUGAAUAUGAUAAAAGCCACGCAAUAGAAGCAGCAAUCGUUAGAAUUAUGAAAGUUAAAGGAGAAAUGACCAGAAAUGAUAUUAUUUCUCAUGUUUCAUCACAGUUUUGCGGCUAUAAGCCUUCAGAGGGAUUAAUAAUUGACAAAAUCAAAUAUUUGAUUGAGAGGGAAUACCUUGAAAACCACCAAGAUGACCCAGAAAAACUUUUAUACUUGGCAUAA